GCAGCAGUCCACUGUCCGUCCCGCUCCGGUCGGGAGACAACACAGAGCCACUCACUCAGGACAUGACUGAUAGCAACUAGCUAAGUAUCGGCGUCCGAGAAGAUUUCCUCUGAGAAAAGGGACAAACUGGAUGUAGAGGGCAAAGAAAUCGUCAUAUAUAUAUAUGUUUUUUUAACAAGAGAGGUCGCGGUCUAAAAGAGCGGUGCUCGCUACGACACCGGUUAAAGCUACUGCUGAAGGAGUCGGUCAAGUGCGGUGAACUUAUCAUUUUGUUGUUUUUGUAGUUUGCAAACUUUCUCAGGGUACAUUUCACUGCACUGUAAUAGGCAUUAUCGCGAAGGGAGAUUAUCCACCAGCCGGAUUUGAACAUUGUUGGCAGUAAAUGAUUUACUACAGAGCAUUUCUGCGGUAACGUUAGACCCAAUUUGCUGAUAGUAGUCUUAGUUUAGCUGGAGACGGUGUGGCUCUUUGGUAAAGUGCACUUUCAAGGUUACGAGGAAGGCAACGACUUCGAUGUUUAUUAAAUGAGACGUGCGCUCUGGUGGGUUACUCCCGCUAGAGAUAACACAGCACUGUAAGCAAAUAAAGGUGCCACGGUCUGUCAGCGUUAUAAAAAAAACUUGAAGGAGAAAGCUGUAUGGGCUCACAGGUUCACACAUGAGUGAAGACAACUUACCGACAUUUAUGGAGGGUGGGUUUGUAGUACAGCUCUGACUGUAAAUCUGGAGUGGGGCUCUUUUCCAAGAUGCAAGUGCACUGUUGAGGACUGUCGUAACAUUUUUGCCAGGGAGUACUUUACAGCAGUUUUUUAUUAGGGCUUUUACCGCAUGAAUUAGCAAAACCGCGAGUUAGAAACUCGUCAGAGACAUUGUAUUACACCGCCGGGAUUGAACCAAGACGAACGAGUGAUUUCCCUCGCGCUCGGACCAUGGCCUCCAUCUCGCGGAGCAGUUGCUUCUGGUUGCUCUGGAGACGCACCUUCCUCGCGCUGUGGCUGUGUGCGCUGGUGGCGCGUGGAGCGGAGGAUGCCAGCGCCUUCAACGCAGAGGCAUGGCUGAGGAUGUACGGUUACCUGCCCCAGGCCAGCAGACAGAUGUCGACCAUGCGAUCAGCUCAGAUCCUGUCCAACGCAGUCAGCGACAUGCAGCGGUUCUAUGGCCUGGAGGUCACUGGAACGAUGGACCCUCAAACCAUCAGUGCCAUGAGGAGACCCCGCUGCGGUGUGCCUGACAAGUUUGGAGGCCAGAUCAAAACCAACGUGCGGCGGAAACGCUAUGCCCUCACAGGACAUAAAUGGAACAAGAGCCACCUCACUUACAGUAUCCAGAACUACACUCCCAAGAUUGGAGAGUAUAAUUCAUACGAAGCCAUCCGUCGCGCUUUUAAAGUCUGGGAGAGGGUGACCCCGUUGACCUUUGAUGAAAUUCCCUACCAGGAGAUCAAAUAUGGACGCCGUAAGGAGCCCGACAUUAUGAUCUUCUUCGCUUCUGGUUUUCACGGAGACAGCUCUCCUUUCGAUGGGGAGGGAGGCUUCCUAGCUCAUGCCUACUUCCCUGGACCUGGGAUGGGUGGAGACACACACUUUGACUCGGAUGAACCAUGGACCAUAGGAAACCAGAACGUACAAGGUAAUGACCUCUUCCUGGUGGCAGUCCACGAGCUGGGCCACGCCCUGGGUUUAGAGCACUCCAACAACCCACUGGCCAUCAUGGCUCCCUUCUACCAAUGGAUGGAGACGGACGACUUCCAGUUGCCUGAGGACGACCGGCGGGGCAUACAGCAGAUCUAUGGUCAACCAGACAGCGGCCCCACCCAGGCCCUGCCCACUGUGACACCCCGCCGCCCAGAGCCCAGGCCACCUCAAACACCUCCUCGGCAUCCUGACCGUCCCAGGACCACAGAGAGACCAGAUCACUAUGGACCCAAUAUCUGCGAAGGGAACUUUGACACGGUUGCAAUGCUCCGAGGAGAGAUGUUUGUUUUCAAGGGCCGUUGGUUCUGGAGAGUGCGUAGGAACAGGGUUCUGGAUAACUACCCCAUGCCCAUCAGUCACUUCUGGAGGGGUCUGCCUGGAGACAUAGACGCUGCCUAUGAGAGACACGACGGCAGGUUCGUCUUCUUUAAAGCAAACAGAUUCUGGCUCUUCAGGGAGGCUAACCUGGAACAGGGCUAUCCAAUGGAGCUGGUUGAUUACGGUCAAGAUAUUCCCUACGACCGAAUAGACACAGCCAUCUGGUGGGAGCCGUCCGGCUACACUUACUUCUUCCAAGGAGACUGGUACUGGCGCUUCAACGAGCAGUCGCGCUUGGCUGACAGAGGCUACCCGAAACCAAUCAGUGUCUGGGGAACGUCAGUGCCCUCUUCUCCCAAGGGGGCCUUCCUCAGCGAUGAUGGAGCGUACACCUACUUCUACAAGGGUUCCAAGUACUGGAAGUUUGACAACCACCGUAUGAAGAGCGAACCAGGCUACCCCAAGUCCAUCCUAAGAGACUUCAUGGGCUGCACCGUGGAUCUGGACCCAGACAGAGACACGGACACAGACUCAGGACGCAAAUUCCCCGACGUGAACCGCCCGCCGUUCAACCCGGAUGUGAACGGACGUGACGGUGACAAAGGCAAAGACCCAGAGGGAACGGAUCGUGGUGGAACGGACAAAGACACGGGCAAAGGGUCGGACAGCGACAAAGACGAAGACUACCGAGAGGGUCGCGAGGAAGACACCAACGAGGUGGACGUGGUGCUGAAGGUGGACGACAGCGAGGAGCGGACCAUGAACAUCCUGAUGGUAACCAUCCCACUGGUCCUGGUGCUGUGCAUCCUGGGACUGAUCUACGCCAUCAUCAACACGUUGCAGAGCAAAGGGGCGCCGCGGCUGCUGGUGCACUGCAAGCGCUCGCUGCAGGACUGGGUCUGACCCUUGACAUUAGGGGACAGUGAACUUUGAACUUAAAUUGAAACCUUAGACACCACCCUCCUCUAAUCCAUCCCUCCUCCCAGUGAUCCAUCUGUCUCAUGUCUCUGUGCUCAGUGGCUCCUGCAACUCUUAGUACAUGUGGUAGAAGAUCCAAUACUGUACUGAUACACACACACACAUCUGCACACACACACACACACACACACACACACACACAAACACACACCACCCUAACCUCCUUCCGUCUACCAUGGUGCUCUACAAUGCGUUGACUGUAGUCUAUUUAUAUGAGAGAAGUUUGCACAUUGUUUUUUUUUCAUGUUUUUGUUUUGGUUCAUUUUGUGUGACUAUUUGUUGUUAUUAUUAUUAUUUCUAAACCAGGAAGACCGUUCUAUUCUUUCUGCACCGCCUCCCUCUAAUCUCAGUAGGGGCUUUGUCCUCCCUGAUAACUUGACAUCUGCUUAUGCUAUUGCAGCUGCCACAAAAGGAACUAAUGCAAAGGGUUAGAAAAGAACGAGCGAGAAUUGUAGACGGACCACAGUGCUUCAGUAGUGCUCUCCCUUCUCUCAUCAUCCUCUUCCAUCUCUUCCCUUUGCUCUGCAGUACAGUAUGUCAUGGGCUGGGAGGUGAGCGAGAGUGAAACAGGGUUUGGUCACAGACAUUUCACUGUAGUUUACAUUAAGAGGUAUUUUGACUCCUGCCUUGAGCCCAGAUAUUAUCCUCCCUUUGACUCCCACUGACAGAUGAGGCUACGGCUGUUAUUCUGAAGAUUGGACCAGUUCAGUUUGUUGUCAUACAGGCAUCACCUUGGUUUUAAAGGAUAAUUCCAAUUUAUGACAACUUAGAUUUUAUUUUUUAUAGUGGUUUUAAUAAUAAUAAUAAUAAUAAUAAUAACACUGUACUCAUCAAGAUAAUAGCUGAUAACUGGGAAUGUAGCAAUAUCACUGAAAAGAUUUUACAGGCUCAGAGGUUCAGUGUGUAGGAUUAAGGGGCACCUAUUGGCAGAAAUAGAAUAUAGUAUUCACACAAUGACCUGAAAAUUGUUGUGUUUUCGUUACCACCUUACCACCGUGUUUAUUCUACAGUAGCCCAGAAGAGACAAACCAAACAUUGGCUCCAGAUAGGGCUAAUUGCGUUUUUGCGUCAGCCAACAUAGUUUGUCAACACACACGGGAGAAAUUUCAGUUGUUUGCAAUCUGCAACUUCAAAGUAAGACGCACUAGACCUUUAGGGAAGCAUUUCACCCACCAAAUGAUAAAUUGUAGAUUAUUUUUGUUGCAUUUGAUAAAACGUUUUUCUCACGCCUUCACAUUGAGCAAAGAAUCCGAAAACAGAGAAUUCUUAAUGAAUUGAAGUUAUAGGGGGCUGCAUUUAAUAACAGCAAAACACCCAUUUACAAACUGUAAUUCUCAUUCUCAUUUAUUCGGACAUAUUGCUCAGUACUCCCCAGACACAUGCAUUUUCUCUAAAAUGGUACUAUUUAAAACACUUGCACAUUAACAGCACAGGCACCCGUCUCGUCCUUGCCUAAGAUUAAUUGAUACAAAUGGUCAUUUGGGGGGUGAAGUAUUCCUUAAAAACAAACCCCCAUGUCAGCCAAACUUAUUUGGAGGAAAAAAUGAAGACAGAUGGUAAAAUUCACACUCAAACUGUUUGGUGUAAACAUAAAUCAGCUUACAGACCAGCUUCCUGGUUCGACUUUGACCUGCCGUACUUAACGUAGCACAGACAGCAUUAGGGUGCGAUGGCGCUCACAUUUUAUGUGUGCUCACUGUUGGCCUAACUCCAAAUAAAUUGGUUCAGGCAAUGUCUAACAUGGGGCUCUGUUGGUAACGUAGCCCAAUAUCAAAAACUUGCUUCAAGGGGCUUUAUGAUCUGUACAGUAUUCAACACCCUCUAUCCAUAGACCCACGAUUCAGAUAAUGAUAAACUCCAAAAAAAUGGAGGAAGCUUUAACCAGUACAGCUGUUUCCCGCUGCUUCCAGUCUUUAAGCUAAGUAAAACGUUAUAACAUAUAGAAAUUGUAGCUAUAAAAAUAAGACCCAAGUUGUAAUAAAUAGUAAAUGUCCUUUGAAUUCAGACCACUGCUGCCUUGUUUUCCUUCUAAUCUUGUGCUCACGUAGUUGAACAGUAAGUCUACCUUCUUUAUUUUCCUUACUUGGAAAGCCUUUAAAGACCUUUUGGCUGAAAGGGUUCAGACUUUAAAGGGGAUUUCUUCCCUUAACUUUCAUUUAUGUGGCUAAUUCUCAGAGAGCUUCCUUUCUGUCAACAAUAAGACCUUUUCUUUGUGCGGGAGAGGAGACAGACUAAUGGUUAAUUUAAAAAGUCAGCUCACUGUGAAAUAACACAAGAGAGGGAGCAUUCAUCGCAUCCGUGUGCGUGUGUGUGUAACAUAAAACAAGGGAGAAACAAAGCAAAGCCAUGGCCUUUAACUUCGGGACAGGAUGUAACACCACAAGUGCAACACAGCAGUGGCAGGGUGCAGCUAAUGUACCAUGCAGUUUGUAAUAGACUUUUUACUGCUGGUGUUUUCUGAAAGGACGAUUUAAGAAACUUCACAGAUGACCUGCGGUUUAUCUGUUGUAAAUAUACCGUAGCUGUAAGCACCAGGGCGGGCUCAGGCCCUGCAGGAUCAUGUGAACACAGACUAAUCCUCUUCAUUAAAAAACAGCAGGUGUGUGCGAAUGUUGUUAACCCCUGCGACCCCUAAACUAAACCUUGAACUCCCAGAACCAAAACACUCUCUGCCCCCUUUUCAUCUCGCAAGAACAAAGAUGGGACAAAGAAAAUUGUCCUUCUUAACUACUCUGUUAUAUCAGUUUAAAAAAAAAAAAAGGCUGUGUUUUCCUUUUUUCCUGGCAGCCAUUGAUUUCCAUUUAUUUUUGUAGUAGAGUAUGGAAAUCACAUUAAUAAACUAUUGAAACGCAAAAAUAGUUUACUUUGAUGAUUUAAGCAUCUCAAGCAAGUUUUUUGAGUUUGCUUACUGAUUUUUAUACUGCACAGAAAUUAAUGCAAGCCAAUGGUUGCCAUGGAAAUAUGCGUGAAAAAAUCAGCACAGUAUACAGGACUGUUGUAAAUGGUUUUUACAUUGUUUAGUAGUAGUUCAGGAGGUGCAGUGUGUUAUCCUGUAAAAUAAUCUCUUAUUUUUCCUUGAAAGAAGCGAAGCAAUAUUCAUCAAAGACAAGAACAUUUCCUUUGACCCAUUUGUGAAUACAUUUUCGGGAACUUCUUUGGUCUGGUGACAUAACUCAUUUCUUGUGGAAUGAGCAGCCUUAUCUUAAGAUGUUCGAAAAUUGUAGCAGGAAUGGAAAAUGGGAAAUUAUCUCAUCAUUGCUAGUCUUUCACUAAAAAAAAAUCAAUUUUGAGUCUUGAAACCAGCCUGAAAUAAGAGAGUGUAGGAGUGGACGACUUUAGAGUGCCACUUCAAAUAUGAAUGGGAGGAAGGCUUAUCUGAGAGGUAAGCUGCCAAAUUGACCAGAGGGGGCUCAGCUCACCCGGCUCAGGUUACAGAUGUGGAUGGGGAGGGUGAGGAGAGACUGGAGACAAGGAAAAGCGGGUGGAGGGGGAGGGAGGCAGACCUCGUCUCCCUGAGCUUGCAGAGCUUGAAUCUCAGGAAUAAGGAGGGGUGGAAGGGAGAGAGAGAGAGUGAGACAGGAGUUUGAUGGCUCUAUCCCACUGGCAAAAGUUCAUGUGACCCAAAUCUCCUGUUAGCUCAACAGCAGCGCUGGCCAAAGAGGAAACUUUAGCUUACAGUAGGCGACAGAUCUUUUAAGUAAGCGCUUUGCUUGCAGAUGUCCCCUAUGUAACAACCUGCAUAUCGAUUCCAGUUGUGCCUCACGAGCAGCAGUAGUUUUGCUUCAUCCGUCUUUCUUUUGCCCCACAUGUUGAAAGACGGCACAGAUACAUGACUCUGCUGUUCUGUCAGGCCUCCAGCAAGGUGCAGACAGGCUGAGGUGAGACACCUACACAAACAGAGGUAAAGCUUACAGGACACUUACUGAAAGGAAGAAAGGGAAGAGCAUAAUCAGCCGUCACAAGAAGUCUGGAGAUUGAUCUGUGGCUAGUCAAUAGCAGUUGCCAGGAAACGGUGUCCUGUGUCCAUCGCUCACCUCCUCGCCAUCAGGGUUUUGGGGGGGAGGGGGGGGAUUGGCGGACGUAGCUAAUCAGCGUUAAAAGCCCCCACCCCCACCUCCUCUGCUCUCUCCUCAGCUGUCCUGUCCUUCCAUUGGUCCUACAGGCACAUCAAUGAGCGCUCAGACAGCCGAGUGUCUGGACAGGCUCAGAAAAUGUCGACUCAUUGCACUAGACACAGCAUUGUGUGUGCAGUUCUUGUUUAUCAGGCCUCCUUUUCUCCUCUGUAACCUCCGCACAGCGAGCCCACAGGGAGGUAACCACUUCAAAGCUAAAGUAACUACUUCAAUGUUGAAAAAAAGUCACUUGAGUUCUCUUUACCUGAAAUGUGAGUUUCUGCGAUUCAGCAGUUUGAGAGAUACUCUGUGGUUUGAGGCUGACGGAGAUUCAUUGUCUCCGGACAGCGAGCAGGAGAGAAACAUUGAAAGGUAUGGAGAGAGGCUGAUUGAUGCGUGUUUGUGUGUGUGUGGAGGUGUUCAGUUAAUCAGCUCUGCUCUCCAUAAGCGAGGCCUGUUUUCUGACUGUAAAUCUGCCACACUCUCCCUCUCUCCCCACCCCUCCACAUACUCAGCCCAGCCCUCUAAACCCGAGGGGAUCAUAACAACAACAAUGGCCUUCUCUCUCUCUCUUUCUCUCUCACUCUCUUUCUUCUCCCCCUAUUUGCUCUCUCCAUCAUACACACACAAACACAUUAUUGUCUUCCCCGGCAUCACCUUCCUCCCCUCCUUCCCCCUUUUUCCUCCCUCACCCUUUAAGAAACUAGUCCAGGCCAAGGUCCAGUUUCACACAGCGGAGCCUGUUUUUAGAUCAACCUCCUUGUUCAGCAACAUUUAAUACUGUGGAAUGACUCACUUACAAACAGUGUACCUGUCAGGUUUGUUGAACGCAGCAACAGGAUGUCACAUUCACAUAUAAAGUUGCAAAGGCUGAAUUUCUUUUAUGUUAAUGCCGCGGUCGUUUUGAUGAACAGGGCCUUGAUGCAAAGUUUAGGUAAGGUUAGGACAUCGCUGAGCUUGUCUAAGCUUUCAUCUCUCUCAGGAUGUGUUUCUGUAAACACUGCAAGUUAAGCGCUUCUCAUUCAGCCCCACUGUUUUGACUCUGAACAUCUUUUUUUUGUCUUUUAUUUUAAUGAACUGUUAAAAUCUCCACAAUCACUCAAACGGCAGGUAUUCUUCUAGCUGUGUCUGUGCUCUCCAGUUUCAGCUUCCUGCGGUCACUGUGUAUCCCUGCACUUUCUAAUAACCACGAGCUUCAAAGUCAUUGCAUCAGCCCCUGUGCAAAGUCUGAACUCUACUGGGAAAAACCAGAUCAAUAAAUAACGGACUGAACAGAUCAAAGAAAAAAAGAAAAAAAAACUGCAACAGUAUGACUGUUCUGUUACCGUUUCACUUGGCUCAACUUUGUGGCUUAAUGAUGGCUCGAACCCAAAGGAUCGUGGGUUGUCCAGAUGCUUCUCUCUUUUCCCAGAGUGCAUCUCACCUCGCUCAUCGACCCCUAUCCACUCUGAAACCACUCAUUUUAAAUCACCACUCCACUCCUCACCGCUGGGGAUGGAACAGAAAAGAUGGCUGACAAAUGACUUUCAGCAUCUGUGUCACAGCUUUGCCCCGGACGAGUGCAGCUCUCAUGGUGCUUCACACAGGCAUACAAACUGUUGAGCAGCCCACUGUAGAAAACUGUUUUCAUCCUCUAACUGCAGCUAAAGUAGAGAGUAGAUGUUGGAUUCAGUCAAUCCUGUGCUGACCAUCGAUAGUGGAACUUGGCAUCUCACACUAGGCCUCUCUUCAUUACUACCUGAGUAAUGGUUCAGUGACUUUCUGAAAAAAACUAAACCAUCAUCCCUGACUGGGAUGAGACGAGAAAAAGAAGAAAGCAGCGUCGAUCAGAAAAGAUGAGGUUACUGUUCGUCUAAAAAAAAUUAUUUUGAUUUUAUUUGUGCAUUUUUUUCUCUCCAAACUUGAUAGAAUAUUUUUGUUAAUAACAUUCCAAUUAGUUUUUUUGAUUGGUUGUUAGUGUUUUGUUUUUCUGUAGAAAAUGUAAGAUUUUAUACAUUUGUGUUGUUGUGUGUUCACCUCUAGUUGAGUGUGUUAACAAGCCAUGCUGGACAUGUACACAUUAAAAAAAAUGCUCUGAAAA
This is a messenger RNA of Epinephelus moara (kelp grouper), 9181 nucleotides long. It is a transcript of the gene mmp15b, whose product is annotated as matrix metallopeptidase 15b. The transcript has 10 exons. Gene Ontology annotation, biological process: collagen catabolic process; proteolysis; extracellular matrix organization. Gene Ontology annotation, cellular component: extracellular matrix. Gene Ontology annotation, molecular function: zinc ion binding; metalloendopeptidase activity. The coding region runs from base 929 to 2914 and encodes 661 amino acids. Lineage: Eukaryota; Metazoa; Chordata; Actinopteri; Perciformes; Serranidae. The record is from RefSeq and is a predicted model, not a curated record.